Molecule: messenger RNA, 1944 nt
Organism: Pediculus humanus corporis (human body louse)
Lineage: Eukaryota; Metazoa; Arthropoda; Insecta; Psocodea; Pediculidae
Product: cAMP-dependent protein kinase catalytic subunit, putative
Exons: 10
Coding region: 1-1944 (647 amino acids)
Biological process (GO): autophagy; peptidyl-serine phosphorylation; autophagosome organization
Cellular component (GO): autophagosome; cytoplasm
Molecular function (GO): ATP binding; protein serine/threonine kinase activity
Source: RefSeq, a predicted model, not a curated record
AUGCUAUUUGAAAAAGAUAGACUAGAAACAUUUAAUGAACAUUGGAAAGACUUAAAAGGAUUUAAAUUUUGUACACCUAAAAAUUUUGCUGAGGCUGGCUUUUAUAAUAGUAGUUCAGUUAAAUUUCCAGAUAAUGUAAAAUGUUUUGCCUGUUUCAAAGAGCUUAGUGAUUGGGAAAAAAAUGAUGAUCCAUGGCAAGAGCAUGUCAAAAGAGGUAGCAAAUGCCCAUUUGUGAUUUUCAAAAAAAAAACCAAUCCGACUGUUGAAGAUUUCUUAAUACUUUUAUUUGAUAUUAGAAAAAUUAUAUUAAACCAAUACUUUGAAAAGCAAAUAGAAGGAAUAAAACAUAAAGAAAAAGUAUUAUUAAAAUAUAUAACCGACAUUCAAAAAAUAAAAAAACUCGAAAGUAAUAAAAAGAAAUGGACAAAAAUCUCCUUGCAAAUAAUUUGGGAAGAAUUUGUUGAAAUAAUAAAACAACCUAAACAAUUUAACAAAGUAAGGGAUAUUAAAACAAGUGAAAGUUCUUUUAUAAAACCAACUCCGAAAAUUGAUGGCUUUUCUAUCUUGGAAACAUUAGGUUCAGGGAGUUAUUCGACCGUCUAUAAAGCCGCUUGUAAGACUGGGAAUAAAGAAAUUGUAGCCAUAAAAUGUAUAGAAAGAAGUAUUUUAAAAGGCUCAGCUGUUGACAAUGUUAUAACAGAAAUUAAAGUGCUGAAACUACUGAAACAUGACAAUAUAGUAGAAAUGAAAAAUUUUUUUUGGGAUCAGACCCAUAUUUAUAUAAUUUUAGAAUACUGUGAUGGAGGGGAUUUAUCAGGUUAUAUAAAAAAAUGUAAAAAAUUAUCAGAACGAACUUGCAAAAAAUUUUUGCAGCAAUUAGCUUUAGCAAUUAAAUAUUUAAGAAAUAAUAACAUUUCACACAUGGAUUUAAAACCUCAAAAUUUGUUGUUAAGUACAAAACCGACUUUAACAUUAAAAUUAGCUGAUUUUGGGUUUUCUCAAUUUCUAAGUUUACAGGAAAAACAAAAUUCAUUAAGAGGUUCGCCUUUAUAUAUGGCUCCUGAAAUGUUAUUACUUCAAGAUUAUGAUGCUAAAGUUGAUUUAUGGUCCAUUGGUGUAAUCAUAUAUGAGUGUUUAUUUGGAAAAGCACCAUAUAGUUCAAAAACAGUCGAAGAAUUGAUUGAAAAAAUUAAAUUGCAAAAACCUAUCGAGAUUCCAGAACAAUGUGGUAUAUCCUCUGAAUGCAGAGAUUUACUUUUAAGACUGCUGCAGCAUAAUCCAAAUCAAAGAAUAUCAUUUAAUGAAUUUUUCUCUCAUUCAUUUCUUGAUUUAGAACAUAUAGCUAGUCCAGAAUCUUACCGUAAAGGAGUACAAAUUGUUUGCGAAGCUGUGCAAUGUGAUAAAGAAAAAAAAUAUAUAGAUGCUUUCAAUUUAUAUUGUGAAGCCUUAAGAUAUUUUGUUCCUCUAAUAAUUGCUGAAACUAAUACCAAAAAGAAAAAUGCUUUGAGAGCUAAAGUAAAUGAAUACAUAGCUCGUGCAGAAAGUUUAAAAAAAUUUGUUUGUAUAAGUAGUCAGAAUAAUGAUAUUGUUAAUAGUGAUAUUAAUGGUUUUGACCAUAUUACAGAAGGAGCAGUAUUCAGAGAGUUAAAUUUACUAUGGGCUGAGGAUGCACGAUUGGGAGAAGCAUUAGAAAUGGGUUGCAAUGCUGAAGAGCAUUAUGCUGAAGGUGAAUAUCGUUUAGCUUUCAAUAAGUUUCAAACAUGUAUCAGAAUCUUGCUUAAUGUUUUAUCAACAGAACCAUCUGGACGAAGGAGGGAUUUAUUACACAAUCAGGUUCAGCAUUGGAUGAAAGGAGCUGAAGCUGCAAAGGCUCUUUUAUCAGCAUUGGAUUUAAAUGAUGCGAAUUCAGCCGUUGAAAAAGAAGAUUCUUGCAGGCUUCAAUGA